AUGGAGACGGCUUUGGAAGACCUCUCGACGACGGCCUCACGACGGUGGACACCCGUUUGCCACUAUUGCAACGGGGUCCACCUCACACGCAACUGCGCGGGGCUCAAGCACGAUGUGGCCCUUGGGCAAGUGCGCGCCGACUUUUCAAUGCCCCGAUGGGCGUACACGCUCGCGAAGGAGGUCGAGCGCGUGGCAAAGGUACCUUGUGUGUACUGCCAUGGCGACUCUCACUGCGUCGCCGACUGCGACCGCAUCCGCAUCGACGUGCUCCAACGCAAUGCGCAUCCCUCGUUCAAGUGGCCCCAUGGCUUCUUUUGCCCGUACUGCGUCGUCUUCGGCAUCAUUGGCAAGCACGAGCCCGUGCGA
Molecule: messenger RNA, 366 nt
Organism: Saprolegnia parasitica CBS 223.65
Lineage: Eukaryota; Oomycota; Saprolegniomycetes; Saprolegniales; Saprolegniaceae
Exons: 1
Source: RefSeq, a predicted model, not a curated record